AUGGCGACCGCGGCGGACGCACUCGUAUGGAACGUGCCGCCAAGCCCCCACGGCAUCAUGAAGAUCAACCUCGUGUAUGAAAUCUUCGACAACGAUGCGGCAAAUGUGGAUGACGUCAGCGCUCUCUUUACAACGUUGGAGCAAUCCCAUCGUUUGAACGAGUCGCGGAAACGCCCCCGUUCUCCCACUUCAAGUCGAGUCGACGCCGACAGCCACCACGUGGACGAAGUGUCAGCCGUGUUCACCAAACUCGAAGAUGCAUACAAUGACUCCAUUCCUCGUGCCAAACGGACGCGAACAAACGAGACGAGCGGGAAAUACAGCUUGGCCGUCGACGACUGGGAGGCGAAAGAUAGCGACGAAUCCACCGACAUGCGUGGGCUUAAGAAUGACAACAUACUCGCUUUCAAUGGAGACACCCAUUUUGCUCCAUUUUGA
This is a messenger RNA of Aphanomyces invadans, 438 nucleotides long. RefSeq lists its product as hypothetical. The record is from RefSeq and is a predicted model, not a curated record. NCBI's taxonomy places the organism in Eukaryota, Oomycota, Saprolegniomycetes, Saprolegniales, Verrucalvaceae. The transcript has 2 exons. Bases 1 to 438 code for a protein of 145 amino acids.